CGAGCGUCAAUCAAGUCUCUGUUUAUUUAUUUUAUGUGUCAUUAAUUAUCAUUCUAGUGUGUACAUAAUCAGAACCUCCUCGCUUGACGCUGACACCAUCGAGUUCAAACACCAGUCAUCACACCCAAUUGAAUAUCACACUCAUUGCUCGUAGCAAUCUACAAAAUUUGCAAUAAUAAUUCAGUUCAGUUCGCAAAAAGCGGACCAUUUUACGCUGAACUGUUCAAUAUGCAACAAGAUAGAGCGCGUCGGACUCGAGAAGAGGUUGACUGCUCUCUACCUCCAUGCAAAUUAUACCCGAGCCUAUAUAUCGUUCUUGAAAAGCAGGCCGACGGCGAGCCCAACCACUGGUCCCUCUUCGUUGCUCACGAAAAUCAGAAGGGAAAUCAGUACCAGGUCCAUGGAGAUGCGGAGAACAUGCAUUAUCUGCAUGCACAGAACGUUGGACUGUUCUCAACUGAGAACUAUUUCACGUCAUACAGUAUCGUUGAGAGCGUCCCGCCUGCUACAGAAGAUUUGGUUCGCGAUUGUGCGGACUCGGAGCCGCCUCCUUCAGCCCCGAAUCGAGCUGCAGUAACAGAGAAUUGCCAAGCUUGGGUUUGUCGCGUGUUGACCCGUCUUGCGCAGCAAGGAAUUGUGAAGGAGGAAAAGGUUGCCAGUGCUCGACGUAUGGUCGAACCUAUCAACUGAGACCAUGGUUGGCGACCGUCUCGAAGCCUAUCCUGGAAGAAUCACUGUAAUCACAAACAUCUCCGCACUCAAAGUACUUUUACAGAACCAGCGAUAGCUCAACUAGGGCGUACGCGCUUUGAGAAUCCUCUUAAACGCAACAUCCUGAAGAUCAUGAAUAGUGCCAAGGAUAUAAAUACUACUCGAUUAAAGAUUGAAAAAGCAUUUUUUGGCGUUUUUUCCAAUUGUUAUAG
Messenger RNA from Cucurbitaria berberidis CBS 394.84, 923 nucleotides. RefSeq lists its product as uncharacterized. The transcript is spliced from 2 exons. The coding region runs from base 229 to 690 and encodes 153 amino acids. The record is from RefSeq and is a predicted model, not a curated record. Lineage: Eukaryota; Fungi; Ascomycota; Dothideomycetes; Pleosporales; Cucurbitariaceae.